Molecule: messenger RNA, 1054 nt
Organism: Colletotrichum phormii
Lineage: Eukaryota; Fungi; Ascomycota; Sordariomycetes; Glomerellales; Glomerellaceae
Exons: 1
Coding region: 116-724 (202 amino acids)
Source: RefSeq, a predicted model, not a curated record
UCCGGCAGUCGUCACUCGCGAUGAAGUUAUCAGUCGCUUCAAACAAACACACCGGGAGCCACGAGCUUCGAAGCCAGCUCCAGGUCGCGUAACUCCUACCGCAGAAUCAUCGUCCAUGUCGCAAAAGUCCACAGAUUCGGGAUACUCAUCUCCAGAUGAGCCUAACGCCUCCCAAGACAGCAAACCACCUAGGCCUAAAGGAAUCAUAGUCAAGUUGGGGGGCCAGAAUCUCCUCAGGUUCAAAGGCACACCAAGCAAGGCAAUGAAUGAUCGACUCAACCACGUUAUCGAUAAGAUAGAGCCAUUGCUACUCUCCCGCUUGAAGAAAACCGGAGGUCGAGUUGGACCGAUGUCAUUUCGAACAAUGAUACUCGGGACGAAUGAAGAAGACGCUGGCGAGUACAUUGUCGUGCUUUGUCCCAAAAAGUUGUUGGAUACUGUCAAUGAUUUCUUCGAUAAGACCAAGAUAAUCAAAGAGAUGUGCGGACCAACCGAACAGACGCCGAGACUCAGCAUCAUCGUUGAGGGUCGAGAACCACGUUUAACCGCAAAGCUAUCGCGUUCAAACAUGUCAAUAGACCAACGUCCCAUCAAUGUUUGCUUCGCGACCGGAUAUGAGAGGCCGAAACUUCCCGGAUGUUCUCUGAUGCUCCAAGAUGUCGAGAAAGUCGGCAAGACCGCAACCUUCAGCGGCAUGAUAAGGGUGGUGGCUAUGGAUGGUUGAAGCGAACUGUACGGAAUGACGGCGAGCCAUGUUUUCGAUGACGAGAUUACGACAAGCUGCAUCCACUCCAUCGAAUACUACAGCAGCGGAAGCUUAGUCCCAGCCUUACGGGAACGAAACUCUGAUUCUGAAGUGUGGGGAGAAUUCCGCACAUGGCAGGUCUUGAAAAAAGGAUAAGUCCGAAGAGAAAGGUCCGGAUUUCGAUUGGGCUCUAGUCAAAUCUGACGAGCUUCUUCUCUUCGGCUCAAAUAUGGGCCCAAAAAACGACACAUCGGGAUUCAUCAACUAUCCCCUCACGACCAAACUUGGAUCGUUUUCAGGGGAUGAGCC